Molecule: messenger RNA, 906 nt
Organism: Aspergillus melleus
Lineage: Eukaryota; Fungi; Ascomycota; Eurotiomycetes; Eurotiales; Aspergillaceae
Exons: 2
Coding region: 205-777 (190 amino acids)
Biological process (GO): alcohol metabolic process
Molecular function (GO): alcohol dehydrogenase (NADP+) activity
Source: RefSeq, a predicted model, not a curated record
CGGUAAGACCUUUCUUUCAACUGACAGCCUCUGGCCGCAAUACUAACAGCACAAAUCAUAGGCUGGGACCAGCACUGCCGUGACGUCCAGCAAUAUGGCUUCCACGAUUUCGACAACGGCUCGUUCAGCUACGGCACCGUCUGGGACGCUAACUGCGUCUUCCCCAUCCCCGAGAGCCUGAGCUCCGUCGACGCCGCUCCCCUCAUGUGCGCCGGCGCCACCGUCUGGACCGUCCUCACCGAAUACGGCAUGCGCUCGACGGAACGCGUCGGUAUCAUGGGUAUUGGCGGUCUCGGCCACAUCGCCAUCAAGCUUGCCGCCGCCAUGGGUUACAACGUUGUCGUGCUGUCCAGCUCCGAGUCCAAGCGCCAGGAGGCCAUGGAGUACGGUGCCACUGAGUACCACGUCUGGCGGUCCGGCGAGGAGGCUCCCAAGGACUUCAAACCUCUCAAGCACCUGAUCCUCUGCGGUAGCGCGGCCAUCGACUAUCCUUCUCUCGUCCCUCUCAUGGACACCCGUGGAUCCAUCUACCCCCUCACUGUGGCCUUCGAGCCCGCUCAGGUCCCCAUGCUCGCUCUCGUCCUCAAGGGCGUUCGCAUCCAGGGCUCCCUGGUUGCCUCUCGCGAGAGCAUCCGCACUCUGCUUGAGUUCGCUGCCCGCAAGAACGUUCUGCCCACGAUCAUGACUUUCCCGUUCACGGCUGCCGGUAUCGAGGAUGCCAUGCGCACUCUGCGUGAGGGCAAGAUGCGUUACCGUGGUGUGCUCGUCCGCGAGUAAAUUUGUUGAUGACUUAUGAUGCUUAAUAAUUAUUCAUAGACUAGACGAUAGAGUGAUGAUCAAUAGACUGUAUAUUAAUUUUCAGAUUGCUCGGGAUUGUAGGUUGCCGUAGGGUUGUUCAUGUUGAUG